Puma concolor (puma) is the source of this 1620-nucleotide messenger RNA. RefSeq names its product gap junction protein alpha 10 (gene GJA10). Gene Ontology annotation, molecular function: gap junction channel activity. The record is from RefSeq and is a predicted model, not a curated record. Gene Ontology annotation, cellular component: connexin complex. Gene Ontology annotation, biological process: cell-cell signaling. NCBI's taxonomy places the organism in Eukaryota, Metazoa, Chordata, Mammalia, Carnivora, Felidae.
AUGGGGGAUUGGAAUUUACUGGGUGACAUCCUAGAGGAAGUUCACUCCCACUCAACUAUAGUGGGGAAAAUCUGGCUGACCAUUCUCUUCAUUUUCCGAAUGCUGGUACUGGGUGUGGCUGCUGAAGAUGUCUGGGAUGAUGAACAGUCAGCAUUUGCCUGCAACACCCAGCAGCCAGGUUGCAACAAUAUCUGUUAUGAUGAUGCUUUCCCUAUCUCUUUGAUCAGGUUCUGGGUUUUACAGAUAAUCUUUGUGUCUUCUCCUUCUCUGGUGUAUAUGGGCCAUGCACUUUAUAGACUCAGGGCCUUUGAAAAGGAGAGGCAGAGGAAAAAGUCACACCUUAGAGUCCGGAUGGAGAAUCCAGAGCUUGAAUUGGAGGAGCAACAAAGGAUAGAUAGAGAGCUGAAGAGAUUGGAGGAGCAGAAGAGAAUCCAUAAAGUCCCUCUGAAAGGAUGUCUGCUCCGUACUUAUGUCUUACACAUCUUAACGAGAUCUGUGCUGGAAGUAGGGUUCAUGAUAGGCCAGUAUGUUCUCUAUGGGUUUCAAAUGCACCCCCUUUACAAAUGCACUCAAUCUCCUUGCCCUAAUGCAGUGGAUUGCUUUGUAUCCAGGCCCACAGAGAAGACAAUUUUCAUGCUCUUUAUGCACAGCAUUGCAGCCAUCUCUUUGUUCCUUAAUGUACUGGAAAUAUCUCAUCUGGGAAUCAGGAAAAUCAUGAGGGCACUUUAUGAGAAAUCCAGCAAUGAGGACAUUGAGGAUGAAAGUGGCACUCCAUUCCAUUUGAAAAAAUAUUCGGUGGCCCAGCCUUGUAUGAUUUGCUCUCCCUUGCCUAAAAGAAUCUCUUUGCUUCAAGCCAACAAUCAACAGCAAGUCUUUCAAGUCAAUGUGCUGAAGUCUAAAACCACAUGUGAAAGCCUACAGCCCAGGCAACUUGAAGUAGACCCUUGCUGUAUUAAAAAAGAGUGGACUGAGAAGGAUCAGCACAGAGGACAGCUCCAUGUCCACAGCCCAUGUCCCUGGGAUGACAGUACUCGAAUUCAGCACCAGGGACAGCAACCAGGCCAUUCAUUUGGCCUAGAAAAUGUAAAGUCCCAGUCCUGGCUAGGUACAGAGAUGGCUCCUAGACAUUGCCCAUCCUAUGCAAUAGGAACCUGGGAGCAGUCCCAGGAUCUACGACCCUCAGGAGAGCCUCUUACAGAGUUGCACAGUCACUGUAGAGACAGCGAUGGCAGCAUGAGAGAGAGUGGGGUCUGGACAGACAGAUCUCACCUGGAUAGUCGCAAAGCCAGCUUUCUGUCCAGAUUGCUGUCUGAAAAGGGACAGUUGCACAGUGACUCAAGAAGCUUCAGUUCUCAGAACAGCUCUUGCUUGGAUCUUCUGCACCGGGAAAAUAGUCCCUCGCUUCUGCCUUCUGCCACUGGGUAUAGAACAUCAAUGGUAAGUAAGGUGAUCAUAGAACUAUUACAAGAGAUGUUCCACUCUGGCUGCUUCUUAGUCGUCCCUUUCCAAUUUCGGUGUGUAUAUGUGUGUGUUGAGAGAGAGGGAGAGGAGGUGAGGGAGGUUAAUUUAUAGAGAGUUGAAUCCAGUCAUUCAGUACAUUCAGUUAAAUUCAGUUCAUGA